Bufo bufo (common toad) is the source of this 2310-nucleotide messenger RNA. It is a transcript of the gene BICDL2, whose product is annotated as BICD family like cargo adaptor 2. The record is from RefSeq and is a predicted model, not a curated record. Bases 79 to 1695 code for a protein of 538 amino acids. The transcript is spliced from 9 exons. Gene Ontology annotation, biological process: Golgi to secretory granule transport; vesicle transport along microtubule. NCBI's taxonomy places the organism in Eukaryota, Metazoa, Chordata, Amphibia, Anura, Bufonidae.
GAAUCCCCCGCCUCCACGGUGGGCCAGUCCGAGUCUGUAUGGGGUACCCGCAGUGUGCAGCGCUGGUUGUGGUCAUAGAUGUUUGGUACCCGCACCGCGCAGGGCGUGGUCAUAGAUUUAGGGUACUGGAGCCUCGUGCGGUGGUCCCGCUGCUGUGGGGGUCUCACCCUUCUUCAUUUGUUCCCCAGCUUCACCCAUCUAAUGACCUCGGGGGACGCGGAGACUCGGGAGGGCGCCCCCCACAGCUGGGAUGGUGGCAUGGCCUCCCCCACCAUGGAGGAACAUUUCUACCCCUUCCUGAUAGAGAGACGACCGUCCUACCUGGAGGAGGAUGAGGAGGGGCGCCGGGAGGAGGACCUCGGCCUGGCCCUGGAGAGGAAGGACAAGGACCUGCUCCUGGCAGCAGAACUGGGCAAGGCCCUCCUGGAGAGGAACGACUACCUGGAGAAGGAGCGCGAGGCGCUGGAGGAGGAGCUGAGGGAGACCCGCGAGCGCCUGGAGCAGGAGAAGCACGCCUUACGGCUGAGGAUGGAGGCGAAGGACGGCGAAUGGAAGGCGCAAAUCACCGACCUGGAGAGCGACCUGAGCGCCGCCCGACAACAGAUCCGACAACUCACCGCCGAGCACCGAGAGUGCGGCAGAGAGAGCGCCAGCGCCGCGCAGGAGCUGAGCGAGCAGAACCAGCGCCUCCUGGAGCAGCUGGCACAGGUUUCUCAGGUGGAAUCGUCUCUGACUCUGCAGUUGGAGUCUCUAAGAGAAGAGAAUCGGGAGCUGACGCUGAGACGAGGACAAUUCGCCCCCGUACUGCAAAGUCUGCAGAGCGAGAAUGCUCUCUUGCUGGAGAAGAAGAGAGACAUGGAGUCUCAAAUUAAAACUCUUCGGGAGGACAAUGAGCGAGCACAGAGCCUGAUGUUCCACCUAAAAGAGACCGUCCUGCAGCUGGAGAGAUGGAAGAAUGAGACAGAGGCAAAGAUGCAGGAAAAACUGUUAGAAGUUGAGGGUCUAAGAGACAGUCAGCGGUCCCUGCAGAUACAAGUGGGAGAGCUACAGGAUGAGCUGAAGAUGAGAGACAGUCACUUUGCUCUCCAAGACAGCCGCUACUCUCUGCAUUCUGAGCUGCAAGAGACAUCAGGAGUCCCAGAACAUGAGAGCACCUCAAUGAACCCAUCGCUCCAGUUUGAGGGACACACAUUUGGGAGCGAAAGUCACAUGUCCACAUACAAAACACAAAGAGAACGAGAAAUGAUCCAGGAGAAAGAAGAGGAGAUUGGGAGACUGCAAGAUGUGGUCAACCUUCAACACAUAGAGAUAAAAUCUCUGCAGGAGGAACUUCAGAAACUGCGCAAAAUGCUACAGCAGAAUGACCACGACAGUGUCCUGAGACAAGCGGUGUCCGACCGUGAUGAAGCAAUUAUGAAGAAGGGGGAGCUGGAAUUGGAGUUGGCAAAAUGUCGUCUGGAAAAGGAGUCAAUGAGUCGUCAGCUCCUCAGUGCGGUGGAGCAGAAGGUGUUACUGAGCCAGGAGCUGGAGGCUUGGGAGGACGACAUGCAGAUUGUUAUCAACCAGCAGCUGAAGUCCCAGAGAGAGCAGGAGAGGACAUCCGAGAGCUCACCCUCCACCCCCACCAGAAGAGACAGCCGCCGGAGACCACGCGAUGGUGGCAGUGGCAUCUUCUCAAUCUUCAAGAGGCUCUAAGAUGAGGAGGAGCUGCCAUCAUCUGCUCUGGUGGACCUCCUGGCAGUGUGGGCGUCCUUACACCAUGUCUCUAUCUACCGCCACCUCAGGAGGUCCACUGCUCAUGGAUUUAUAACACCCAAAGGGUGAUAGGAACACUCUGCACAAUCCACAGCGACUACUGGGGGUGGGACAAGCAAAUCCUUCAGGACUACUACCCCCACAGGAGAUGGAGGACAGGAUAUUAUACUCAAUGGGUUAUAUCACUUGCCUCGGCUAUAUCACCCUGAGAGAAGCUAAUGGCAUGUCACAUAUAGAUCUAUAUAUCGCCCUGCAAUGGGAGGAGCUAACAUCAUUCACAUAUAGAUCUAUAUAUAUCACCCUGCAAUGGGAGGAGUUUAAGGCCAUGUCACAUACAGAUCUGUAUAUCACUGCGGUGGGAGGAGCUAACAGCAUGUCACAUAUUGAAGAUCUGUAUAUCACCCUGCAGUAGGAGGAGCUAACCCCAUGUUACGUAUAGUCCUUCAUAUCACCUUGUCAUUGGGAGGGGCUAACGCCAUAUCUCAUGAGUGUGGGGGUCCUAGACUCUAUCAUCUCUGUUACAUACUGUCGAUUAUGUAUAUAAUAUAGGCUUAU